Fusarium tjaetaba is the source of this 1512-nucleotide messenger RNA. Its product is annotated as serine hydroxymethyltransferase mitochondrial. The transcript is spliced from 4 exons. Gene Ontology annotation, cellular component: cytoplasm. NCBI's taxonomy places the organism in Eukaryota, Fungi, Ascomycota, Sordariomycetes, Hypocreales, Nectriaceae. Gene Ontology annotation, biological process: tetrahydrofolate interconversion; folic acid metabolic process; L-serine catabolic process. Bases 1 to 1512 code for a protein of 503 amino acids. Gene Ontology annotation, molecular function: serine binding; pyridoxal phosphate binding; glycine hydroxymethyltransferase activity. The record is from RefSeq and is a predicted model, not a curated record.
AUGAUGAACCUGAGGCUCCUUCGGCAGCAAUGCCUUCGCACAAAGCCAUCUCUGGCCAGCCGUGUCACCACCAGGACAUUUGCUUCUCAAUCAGAUCUUCUCGGUGCCAGCCUCGAGCAAGGCGACCCAGAGAUCCAUGCCAUUCUCAAGCGUGAAGAGAAGCGCCAGAACCACUUCAUCAACCUCAUUCCCUCCGAAAACUUCACUUCACGAUCCGUUCUCGAUGCUCUAGGCAGUGUUAUGCAAAACAAGUACUCCGAGGGCUAUCCUGGCGCACGAUACUAUGGUGGUAAUGAACACAUCGAUGAGGCAGAGCGUCUAUGCCAAAGACGUGCCCUCGAGACCUUCCGUCUUGACCCUGAGAAGUGGGGCGUUAAUGUUCAGCCCCUCUCUGGAUCCCCUGCCAACCUUUACGCCUACUCUGCUAUCCUCAACACCCACGACCGUAUUAUGGGCCUUGACCUUCCCCACGGAGGUCAUCUCUCCCACGGCUACCAGAUCCCCAACAAGAAGAUCUCCAUGGUCUCCAAGUACUACGAGACCUUCCCCUACCGAUUGAACGAGGAGACCGGUCUGAUCGACUACGACAAGCUUCGCGAGAAUGCUCUUCUGUACCGUCCCAAAGUUAUCGUCGCUGGUACAUCUGCCUACUCCCGCCUGAUCGAUUACGAGCGCAUGCGUGCUAUUGCCGAUGAGGCUGGUGCUUACCUUUUAUCUGAUAUGGCUCACGUUUCUGGUCUUGUCGCUGCUGGUGUAAUUGGAACACCAUUCGAGGAUUCUGACAUCGUUACUACCACCACCCACAAGUCCCUUCGUGGACCUCGUGGUGCCAUGAUCUUCUACCGCAAGGGCAUUCGAAGCACGGACAAGAAGGGCAAGCAGAUCAUGUAUGAUCUUGAAGGCCCUAUCAACGCUUCGGUUUUCCCUGGCCACCAGGGUGGUCCUCACAACCACACCAUCACCGCCCUCGCUGUUGCCCUUCGUCAAGCUCAGACACCCGAGUUCAAGCAGUACCAAGAAAAGGUCCUCGAGAACUCACAAGCUCUGGCCAAGCAACUCUCUGAGGGUCUGGGCUACAAGCUCGUCUCAGGUGGUACCGACAACCACCUCGUCCUCGUUGACCUCAAGCCCAAGGGUGUCGACGGCGCACGCGUCGAACGUGUUCUUGAGCUCGUUGGUGUUGCCAGCAACAAGAAUACCGUCCCCGGUGACCGCUCCGCCCUCAAGCCCGGUGGUCUUCGUCUCGGAACACCCGCCAUGACAACGCGGGGCUUCAACGGUGAAGACUUCAAGCGCGUGGCUGAUAUUGUGGACCGCGGUGUGCAGAUCACUCUAGCGGUUGAUAAGGACGCCCGCGCGGCUGCUGAGGCCAAGGGUGCUAAGAACCCGGGUACUGUGAAGAACUUCUUGGAGUUCUUGGGUGAUGGAUCUAAUGUCAAGGAGAUUAAGGCACUACGAGAUGAGGUCGCUGAGUGGGUUGGAGGAUUCCCCCAGCCCUGGCUCAAGUCAUGA